This is a messenger RNA of Gilbertella persicaria, 679 nucleotides long. Its product is annotated as V-type proton ATPase proteolipid subunit. Lineage: Eukaryota; Fungi; Mucoromycota; Mucoromycetes; Mucorales; Choanephoraceae. The record is from RefSeq and is a predicted model, not a curated record. Gene Ontology annotation, biological process: proton transmembrane transport. The transcript has 7 exons. Gene Ontology annotation, molecular function: proton-transporting ATPase activity, rotational mechanism. Gene Ontology annotation, cellular component: proton-transporting V-type ATPase, V0 domain. Bases 71 to 559 code for a protein of 162 amino acids.
CUUUUUUUCUGAUACAUAAGUAAUUUCCCCUUAUUCUUCUUUAGAAAAGUCUAUUAAAACAUACAAUAUAAUGAGUGAAUACUGUCCUGUCUACGCCCCUUUCUUUGGUACUAUGGGUUGUGCCGCCGCCAUUGUCUUCAGCUGUCUUGGUGCUGCUUACGGUACUGCCAAAUCUGGUGUUGGUCUUUCUGCUAUGGGUGUCUUACGUCCUGAUUUGGUCUUGAAGUGUAUUGUUCCUAUCGUCAUGGCUGGUAUCUUGGGUAUUUAUGGUGUCGUAGUUUCUGUGCUUUUGUCUGGUGGCCUUGCCAUGAAGCAAACUCUCUUCAGUGGUUUCAUUCAAAUGGCCGCAGGUCUCUCCGUUGGUCUCUCAUGUCUUGCUGCUGGUAUUGCUAUUGGUAUUACUGGUGAUGCUGGUGUCCGCGCUACUGCUCAACAACCUAGAAUGUUCGUCGGCAUGAUUUUGAUUUUGAUUUUCGCUGAAGUUUUGGGUCUUUAUGGUCUUAUUGUUGCUUUGAUUCUCAACACUAAGGCCUCUGGUCAAGAGAAUGUCUGUAACUAAAGAGUAUAAAGAAAGGGAAACCUUUUCUUUUCAACUAGUACAUAGUUUAUUCCUCGCUGUCUCAUUACAUAUAUCAAUAAAAAAGUGUCAUGAUGCCACAAAAAAAAAAUAUUAUGCAGU